Molecule: messenger RNA, 2052 nt
Organism: Kalmanozyma brasiliensis GHG001
Lineage: Eukaryota; Fungi; Basidiomycota; Ustilaginomycetes; Ustilaginales
Product: Protein kinase domain protein
Exons: 4
Coding region: 1-2052 (683 amino acids)
Biological process (GO): protein phosphorylation
Molecular function (GO): protein kinase activity; ATP binding
Source: RefSeq, a predicted model, not a curated record
AUGCCCGUUUUGGAGCAGUUCAGGAACUUUAUCAGACACGGAAAGGCAGCUCGCGAAGCGCCAGACGGUCAGACUAACGACCCUACUGCAGGCUCUUCAAUCCACGCCCAAUCCGCCGAAAGCUCCUCUUCUUCACGGAACCACUCAACAGCAGCAGCCUCGGGCUUCGCACCCCAAGACAAGGCCCUGCCAGUCCCAGCUUCCACCUCGCAGACCCACGCUGCUGCCGCCUCCCCCGCCACUGCACCGUCCACAGCAUCCUCAUCAACAGCAAAGCAACAGACCCAGGCAGAUCAGUCUCGCGAUAUGAAGCAGUCCACCAACGGCAAUCAUGCCGGCGUUCCCGUUGCCAACUCCUACAAGGGCAGCUCCGCCAACGAGCAAUACCAACGCGAGGCCGAGCGCAUCGUUGCCGAGGAGCGUGAGGCUUCCGACAAGAUGCCCUACUACGAGGGUCUCAGCGAGCGAUUCCAGCUCAUCAAGAAGAUGGGCGACGGCGCUUUCUCCAACGUCUACAAAGCGAGAGAUCGUCAGACCGGCCAGAAGGUCGCCAUCAAGGUCGUCCGCAAGUACGAAUUGAACAGCAAUCAGGAUCGACUUGAUCCCAACUUCAGAAAGAAGAACCGCGUCACAGAGCGCGCAAACAUCCUCAAAGAAGUGCAGAUCAUGCGUAAUCUCAAGCACGACGGUAUCGUGGAGCUCCAAUCGUUCUCGGAAUCGCGCGAGCACUACUUCCUGGUGCUCGAGCUCAUGGAGGGCGGCGAGCUGUUCCAUCAAAUUGUCAAGCUCACCUACUUCAGCGAAGCUCUUGCACGCCACGUCAUCCUGCAAGUCGCACACGCCAUCCGAUACCUUCACGAGGAGCGCGGUGUCGUCCACCGAGACAUCAAGCCCGAGAACCUGCUGUUCGAGUCGAUCAAGAUCAUCCCGUCCAAGCAUCCCAUCCAGCGUCCUUACGACGAGGAGAAGGAGGAUGAGGGCGAGUUCAUGCCCGGCAUCGGUGGCGGCGGUAUUGGUCGAGUCAAGAUUGCCGACUUUGGUCUCAGCAAGGUCGUUUGGGAAGAGAGCACCAUGACGCCUUGCGGUACGGUCGGAUACACCGCGCCCGAGAUUGUCAAGGACGAGCGCUACUCCAAGUCGGUCGACAUGUGGGCGCUCGGGUGUGUGCUCUACACACUGCUUUGCGGCUUCCCUCCAUUCUACGAUGAGUCGAUCUCGGUGCUGACGGAGAAGGUGGCCAAGGGCUACUACACCUUCUUGAGCCCCUGGUGGGACGACAUCAGCAAGUCGGCCAAGGACCUGAUUACACAUCUGCUCUGCGUCGACCCAAGACAACGAUACACAAUCGACGAGUUCCUGCGCCACCCAUGGUGCAAUGUCAAGGACCCGAUCCCGGACCUCAACUCGGCGGACAUUGCUCUGGCCAAGGCAUCCGAGAUGCCGCUCGACUCGCCACUGUUGGCCUCGAUGAAGUCGGGCAACGCUGCUCGCAAUGCCAUGAUGUCGCCCGGCAUCAACCGACUCAAGGAGGCGUUCGACGUCACCUAUGCCGUCCACCGCAUGGAGGAGGAAGGUGCACGCAAGCGCGCUGGUGGCAACAACCCGCUCGGCGAACUCAACGAGGAGGACGAGAGCGACGAGGCCGACGAGGCUCGCAGAAAGUACGGCGAUGCAGCUGGCAAAGCUGUCGAGCAGCAGCGCGGUGCUCGCAACAAUGGAGCUGCCCAAGCCCCGACACAGCAACGCACUGCGCCUCCGCAACAACAACAGCAGCCGCAACAGCAAGCGCAGCAGUACCAAGGUCGUGGCGGCGCCGACCGUCGUCUGGCCGAAGCAGCGCUCUACGAUGGCCGUGCAGGCCCGCGCGACCGUGGCCAGAACUCGAAUCGCAAGCGCGGCUUUGAGCUCAACAUGGGCAACGCAACGCUGCUGGGCCGCCGAAACAAGGCCGGGGCCGCUGGCACGCCCCGCGUCGACAACUUCGGCAACCCCAUCAUCGACGGCGCCCACGCUGCUGGCGUUAUCCCCGGCAGCCCCAUGCGCGUCGACUAG